UUUUGGUUGAAUGGAAUGGCCGGUACUGGAAAGUCGACCAUAGCUCGUACGGUCGCUCGGAAAUGGGCCGAUGAGAAACGACUCGGUGCAAGUUUCUUCUUUUCCCGAGGUCACGGCGAUCUUUCUCAUGCUUCGAAACUUUCCGCUACCAUUGCAUACCAGCUACCGUGUGCCCAGCCGGAACUUGCCGCCGGUUUGCUCAAGGUCCUACGCGAGCAGUGGAAACAUCUUAUCCUUGAACCGCUUUCUCAGAUGAGCGGUGGAUCACCCCAACUGCAGUCUGUGAUAAUAGUUGUCGAUGCGUUGGACGAGUGCGACAAUGAAAAAGAUACUGGACUGAUCCUUGAACUUAUUUCCCAAGCGAGAUCUGUCAGCUCUGUGCGGCUGCUAGUGUUUGUCACCAGCAGGCCAGAAACUCCGAUUCGCCAUCAGUUCGAAGCGAUAUCCCAAGAUAUCCAUCGGGAUUUUAUUCUUCAUAGCAUCUCUAACCCAAUCGUCAACCACGAUAUAUUGGUUUUUCUCGGACACGAGCUGGACGGAAUCCGGAGACGUCAUCACCUCGCAGGGACGUUGGAAUGGCCGGACAAAGCAAGCCAGGAUCAUCUCAUCGAGAAGGCGGGUGGAUUGUUUAUCUACGCUGCAACGGUAUGCCGGUUCAUUGGGCAUGUGGACAGUUAUCCGCCACAACGCCUCAGUUUGGUUUUGAAAGAUAGCAUGGAAGAUGGAUCGCCGACGGAACAACUCGACUUGAUGUACACGACGAUCUUACGAUACGCAGUAAUUAAAGAUAGCGACUCUCAGCAGAGAACGAAGAAGCUCUUGCAACGGUUCAGGCGGAUAGUCGGAGCCAUCGUGGUACUAAUCGACGCCCUAACCGCCGGUGUACUAGGCCAACUCCUAAACACGGAACCGAGGGAGGUGGAGCGAACAUUGGAUUCCCUGAGCUCCGUGUUGGGAUAUUCCAAUAGCGAGGACGUUCCGAUCACGGUUCUGCAUCUGUCUUUCUGCGAUUAUUUAUUGAGUGAUCAAAGAUGCACUGAUGAUCGGUUCAGAAUAGUUGGGCGAGAGGCGCACAACGAUCUUUUGGUCAGCUGCCUCGAGCUCAUGUCAAAGCGCCUAAAGCAGGAUCUGUGUGGUCUGGGGUACGGGGGUACGCUCACAAGCGAAAUCGACGAUAGUACAGUACGGCGUUACCUUCCCCAGGAGGUUCAGUAUGCGUGCCGGUAUUGGGUCGAUCAUCUACACGGAAUUGACGUCGAACUCCGUAACGAGGAACCAUUACACGACCGAGUACACAGUUUCAUCAAGGAGCACUUCCUCCACUGGCUCGAGGCUCUCAGCCUAAUGGGCAGGAUAGCGGAUGGCGUUGUCAUGAUCAAGACGUUUGACUCUAUACUUACGGCCAAAGCCAGUCCUCACUUGACCGCAAUGGCAGGUGACGCAGUGCGAUUCGUACUCAUAUAUUACUGUAUCCCAAGCUGGAUUAGCGGCUUGCCGAGAGUUCCCGCACACUGGGACUCGAUGUUACAGGUGCUUGACGGACACACACAUUGGGUCAAGAUAGUGUCAUUCUCGCCCGACGGCAGGUUUCUCGCAUCGGCAUCGUACGACCGUACCGUUCGGCUCUGGGAUCCGACGACGGGCACCUGCCGCAACACCCUUAAGGGCCAUUCAAACGUCGUUAUAGCCGUAGCAUUCUCGCCUGAUGGCAAGCACAUCGCAUCGGCAUCGUCUGACAGAACCGUACGGCUCUGGGAUCUGAUGACAGGGACCUGCCUGGCAUUCUCGUUCGAUGGUAAAAUUCUCGCGUCGGCAUCGGACGACAAUACCCUCCGCCUUACUCUCAAGGGUCAUUCGCUGCCGGUCUCUGCAGUGGUAUUCUCGCCGAAUGGCAAUCUCCUCGCGUCGGCGUCAUCCGAUAGCACCGUCCGGCUCUGGAAUCCGGCAAAGGGCACCUGCAGCGGCACACUCAAAGGCCAUUCAGGCUCGGUCUAUGCAGUGGCAUUCUCGUCUGACGGCGAACUCCUCGCGUCGGGAUCGGACAACCAUACCGUCCGACUGUGGUAUCCGACGAUAGGCACCUUUGGCGACACUCUCGAAGGCCAUUCGGAUCCAAUCUCUGCAGUGGCAUUCUCGCCCGACGGGAAACUUCUCGCAUCUGCGUCGUCCGACGGCACCAUUCGGCUCUGGGACCCUAUCACUACGCUCUGCCGCGCUGUCCUUAGGAGCCAUUCUCUUAGGUUUCUCGCGUCGGCAUCGUACGACCGCACCUGCAGCGGCACACUCGAAGGCCAUUCAGGCUCGGUCUCGGCAGUGGCAUUCUCGCCCGAUAGCAAGCUUCUCGCCUCAGCAUCGGACGACCAUACUGUACGACUGUGGGAUCCGACAAUACUUACCGGUGGUGACACUCUCGAGGGCCAUCUAGGCUCGGCUCUUGCUUCGGCAUCGGACGACAGUACCAUCCGGCUCUGGGAUCCAGCAACGGGGGUUUCUCAGGGCACUCUUGAGGGACAUUCGGUUUUGGUGCGGGCAGUGGUAUUCUCGCCUGAUAGCACACUACUCGCAUCCGCAUCUACCUGCCUGGCAUUCUCACCCGACGGCAAGCUUCUCGCCUCGGCAUCGUCCAACGGUGAUACCGUUCGGCUCUGGGACUCGAUGAACGGCACCUGUCGAAACACUCUCAAAGGUCAUUCAAGCGCUGUUAGGGCAGUGGUAUUCUCGCCCGAUGGGAAGUUUCUCGCGUCAGCAUCAUACGACAAUACCGUACGGCUAUGGGAUCCGACGACGGGCACCUGCCUCGGGACCCUCGAAGGCCAUUCAGGCUCGGUCUCUGCAGUGGCAUUCUCGCCCGAUGGCACGCUUAUCGCCUCGGCAUCGGACGACCAUACCGUUCGGCUCUGGACUUCGAACACGAUGACCAGCCAGAGCAUUAUUGAAGGGCUUUCAGGCUCGUGUUUAGUAGUGGAAUUUUCGCCAGACGGCCAGCUCCUCACAUCCAGAUCCGACGAUAACACCGUCAGCUUCUGGCACAUCGGUUUGGGCGAUGCAAUCGGUACGGUAAACGCAAGAGAAAUAUCCCAGUUGUCUCUUAUCGACGGUGGUCGCAUUAAAACUUAUGGUGGAGUAUCUGCACCUGCCCAUCUUACGCAUCAAUUGCGAGCCAAUUUACCAUUCAUGUUGUGUGUACGUGGGGACUGGUUAUCCUUAGGGAUGCGGAAACUAUUCUUGCUUCCCCCUGAUUAUCGAGCGGGGUGUUACGCUGUCCAUGACAACGUCAUCGCUCUUGGGCAUCGCUCAGGAAGAGUUUCCUUCAUGAAACUUAAUCUAGACUUGAUUUCAUAGGUGAUAUCUCGCUGUCUGGAUCUGGGUAUUCUCGACUGCAAUGUUCCGGGAGCCAAUGGUUUCGUUUUUCUUCGGGAUUGCCACAUUCUUUGUUCCGAUGUUUGUCAUGGCAGAUAUGUUGGCAGCCUCACUAAAUGGGUUAUGUUUCGUGGUUGGAAAACUUUGCGUAUGGAUUGGUACAGUGGGAACUUCGUGAGUGAUACAAGGACUGCAUAUGUAUCGUACAGUACAAAGUGGGAAGGAUCCGGGAGUAUGUACAUAUAUCUGGGGCUCCAGGGCUGUGGCUUUGGAUGGAGAGUUGCACGUGGAGGCCUACGACUACUGCGGC
Tricharina praecox is the source of this 3670-nucleotide messenger RNA. Its product is annotated as WD40-repeat-containing domain protein. The record is from RefSeq and is a predicted model, not a curated record. The transcript is spliced from 13 exons. Gene Ontology annotation, molecular function: protein binding. Gene Ontology annotation, cellular component: nucleus; transcription repressor complex. Gene Ontology annotation, biological process: negative regulation of transcription by RNA polymerase II. The coding region runs from base 16 to 3342 and encodes 1108 amino acids. Lineage: Eukaryota; Fungi; Ascomycota; Pezizomycetes; Pezizales; Pyronemataceae.